Messenger RNA from Coregonus sp. 'balchen', 6502 nucleotides. Lineage: Eukaryota; Metazoa; Chordata; Actinopteri; Salmoniformes; Salmonidae. The record is from the annotation of a GenBank genome assembly.
GACAGCCACACGGUGUUACGGUUGCCAAGGCUUAAUUCUGGCACAUAUCACCCCCCAUAGGCUAGGCUACUCUACUGUUAACUACAGGGGUUGAGAUCAUCCGUUCAUUUGCGGAAGUGUGGGUCCAGGCUUUAAACAAGAACGCAACAACAAAGGGCUUCGCAUUGGAAAGUCGUGGAAAUACGAUAUCGCUCGUCAAGUCAUACCUAUUCAGUUGAUUGUUCCAAACUUGACACGUGAGUCCAUUGCUUAGGCUAUAGCCUUCCUUAGUUUUAUUUUCAAUUUGAUUUAAUCUUUAUUACAUCGUGGGACAGGCUGUAUGUUCUCACUCAUGUCAGUAUUUUAUGCAGUCUACCCUAGCUAAGAUACCCGAUGGAGUUGAGCGCGGAGGCGAUGAGUUUUGGCGGUGUAGCCUAUCUUCGACUACAUUGAGUCGGUAUCAGUCGAUACUUGUAAAGAUGUCCAGUGACAGGCUACCCUAAAUUUAACCCAAAAUUAUUUAAUCCAUCGUGUGUCUUUUGAAGUUAACAAAAUGCCACGCUUUCGCUUUCGCUCUGUAGUUUGCCGCUGGUGUGAUACUUUUAAUACAUGAUAGGCCUAAAAUGUAACAGGAAGUACAUAGUUGCAGUCUUAUUGUGGUUGUAAUUAUUUCUUAAAAUAUAUUCAUUUCAGUCACACCAUGGCUACAGCGGAUGCAGUGUACAGUCCAACAACCGUUUCAGAGAACAAAUCCAAAAAGUGGUUCAUUGUACCAACAGAUAAUUUGGAUAAAUUCAGAUGUUUGAUAAAGGUGGUUCAAGUGGUAAGUAAUGUUCUAUCAUAGUGUUAUGAUAAUGUUAUUGUACAACUUUUUGUUGUUGUUCAAUGUUCCACUGUUGGGCAAAAUCUUAAUUCAAGCAUAAAAUGAAACUACACUGAACAAAAAUAUAAAUACAAUAUGUAAAGUGUUGGUCCCAUGUUUCAUGAGCUGAAAGAAAUGAUCCCAGACACUUUCCAUAUGCACAAAAAGCUUAUUUCUCUCAGAUUUUGUGCACAAAUGUGUUUACAUCCCAGUUAGUGAGCAUUUCUCCUUUGCCAAGAUAAUCCAUUCACCUGACAGGUGUGGCAUAUCAAGAAGCUGAUUAAAUGGCACGAUCAUUACACAGGUGCACCUUGUGCUGGGGACAAUAAAAGGCCACUGAAAUGUGCAGUGUUUUUCACACAACACAAUGCCACAGAUGUCCCAAGUUUUGAGGGAGUGUGCAAUUGGCAUUCUGACUGCAGGAAUGUCCACCAGAGCGGUUGCCAGAGAAUUACAUGUUCAUUUCUCUAUCAUAAGCCGCCUCCAAUGUCGUUUUAGAGAAUUUGGCAGUACGUCCAACUGGCCUCACUACCACAGAUGUCAACGUUUCAUGUGGGCGAGUGGUUUGCUGAUGUCAACGUUUUGAACAGAAUGCUCCAUGGUGGGGUUAUGGUAUGGGCAGGCAUAAGCUGCGGACAACGAACACAAUUGCACUUUAUCUAUGGCAAUUUGAAUGCACAGAGAUACCGUGACGAGAUCCGGAGGCCCAUUGUCGUGCCAUUCAUCCGCCGCCAUUACCUCAUGUUUCAGUAUGAUAAUGCAUGGCCCCAUGUCGCAAGGAUCUGUACACAAAUCCUGGAAGCUGAAAAUGUCCCAGUUAUUCCAUGGCCUGCGUACUCACCAGACAUGUCACCCAUUGAGCAUGUUUGGGAUGCUCUGGAUACUGACUGGUUUUCUGAUCCAUGCUGCCACAAAAAAAAAAAGGUAUCUGUGACCAACAGAUGCAUAUCUGUAUUCCCAGUCAAGUGAAAUCCAUAGAUUUAGGGCCUAAUGAAUUUUAUUUCAAUUGACUGAUUUCCUUAUAUGAACUGUAACUCAGUAACAUCUUUGAAAUUGUUGCAUGUUGCGUUUAUAUUUUUGUUCAGUGUAUUUCAGAGGAGAGGAAGACAACAACCUUCUGGUCUAUCUAUCUGUAUUUUCUGAUGGCACCGAGUAGUAAAACAGGGUUAGAUCAACUCUGGUGGCAAUAUGACAUUUUACCUAGUGGUGUCAUCACAUGUUUACUUUGUGCUCCAGACAUAAGACCAGAUGAACAAGUGUGUAUGUAAAAUGUCUAAGUAUUAACACCUAGCUCCCUUGUCAGUUAUGAUACCAAGUUCCUUGGAAGUGGAUAGUCUGCGUGUAGUAAAUAGACAUAGAAUAUGCAGAUUUUUCAAAUGCUACCAUUUCAUUGUUUUGUAUGUAACUGGAUCUGGCUCCCAGAAACUGUGGGCUGUCUAUCCCACAAAAACAUCCCACAAUUAACAGGCAAGUUUGUAAACCAUAACUUUUGUGGCCUUCUCAGGGUGCGACCAUUGUCAGCAGUUGUUCUUCAUUGUUCCUUUAAAUGUUGUGAGUCCGACUGUUCUAUAGAACAGUUGCAUCAGUGCUGGUGAUGAUGCACUCAUCAGACCACACCCUGUCCUCCCACAUCCCCUUCAUGAUGGGGUGGGGUAUUUGUCAGCAGAGAUGACCCUCAGGAACCUUUAACUGAUCGUCAGGCCUAAGACGGCAACGUUUUUUUCUUCUUCAGAUUUCAGAGUCCAAAUCAGUCACUGGAGCUGCUGUAUCCUAUUGAGGGUAGCUGAAACCAGAUCCUGUAUAUUUAGCUCUAUAUAGCCUGUCUGGAACAGCACUCCGAUUGGACAGUUGGACGUAUCACCUAGCUUACAUAUUAAAGAGGAGACUGGGUCGGAAACCAUUUUAGACAAUUGAGAUGCCUCCGUGUAGGCCUUGAUGAAACAGCAGUCGUGCUUAAGUCAACAAGUGUACGUGGCGUGCAUAUGUUCAGGGGGUGUGUCUUUACAAGCAGAAGACAGAUCUUGGAAUUCUGUUGAAUUGAGUGAGGCUACUACAGCAGACUGCUGUUGACUAAUGUUUGACCCCUUUCUGUGCCCCGCUGGUCAUCACAAGUGGCAGAGUUGUGAAAUGUCUACAUUUUGAACUGGAUAUCAUGAAUGGCUUCCUCUUAUUCCUAGACCUCAUUGUCAAGGCUUCAACUAUUUGACUGCCUUCCUAACUGCAGUGAAAUGUUAUCUUGUGAUCUUCAAUUGAAUUCAAAUCACAUGGUUCAUGGCUUCUACCUUGUAUUUCUCCCCAGUUAACAAGAUCUUGAAACAAACUGUUUCCGGGCAGGAUGGAGGGCUUAUUUGGUUGAGGGCACCUCUUGUACUAUUAGGUUGGCCUGUGAGUAAGCAGGUUAGAGGUGGAGGUUUACUAGUUGCCAUAGUUUGUGAUUUGAGCUCUUAGUCCAGGCAAUUCUUUGGGGGAAUUGAGUCUCCUUCUGGAGCAGGAAAUCUGAGUUCAUUCAGAGUUUCUCUUGUGGGACCGCAGUCUGGAGACAGACAGAGUUGACGGGGCUCUGUCUUCCUCAAAUCACUGGGUUCCUAGUCAAGCUAAUCAGAGCCAGGUGUUAGCAAUACCGCCUAGUGUCUAGCGGUGCACUGCAAAUGAAAUUAGCAGCCAGAUGCAAAAUGUAAUUACCAGGGUUAUUUUAAGACUUGCUGUUUGACCUUAUUAUCACUGACUGUGUGUGUGUGAGAGAGAAACUAUGGAUUCCUCCAAAUAUGAUCAACAUUGCAAGAAUGCUUGGCAAGCUCAUUGCACAUAAAGAUCUGUGGAAUUAAAUGUAAUUUAAAGCAUUUCCCACUUAAAGCCACAGAACCCUGGAUUCUUCUUCUUUCUGACGUGCUACUCUUUCUCUUGCAACAACACUUUGCUGGAGUUGUGUGUUCAUAGAACACACUCUCACACACACACAGUCUUGUACAGCUAACCUUGUGGGGGACACACAAUACAGUCCCAUUCAAAAUCCUAUUUUACCUAACCCCUAAACCUUAACCUGUACUCUUACCCUAACCUUAACCCAAAAACCUAACCCUAAAACUAACUCUAGCUCCUAACCCUUAAUGUAAUUGUAACCCUAACACUAAUUCUAACCUUAACCCCCUAAAAAUAGCAUUUGACCUUGUGGGGACUAACAAAAUGUCCACAGUUGGUCAAAUGUUUGUUCGUUUACUAUUCUUGUGGGUACUUCUGGUCACCACAAGAAUAGUUAAACACGUCCACACACACACAGUCACACACAACAGACUGUAAAGAAAGUAUUAAAGGUACUGCAGAAAGAUGUCCUCUUUCUGGAGGAGGCCCAGUCUUUAUUACAGGGUUGAUGUCAGACUGUCUCCAUAUGGUCAUGUAGUAAACCUGGAAAUGUAGAGCUGUGGCUUCAUUAACACUAAGGCUGGGGUGAAACCGACUGUGGUGCAUUUUACCUUGUAAUAUGGCACUAAGGCCUACAAACUGUACAGUUUAAGCCACUGUUCUUCUAGAUACACAUAUGGCACAUUAUGCUUGGCACCGUAUUACAGUGAGCAUGUGUUUGCUGUCUCGUUUAGUUUUAGGUACCCAUUUAGCACUGUCUGAAUAGUGUGAGGACAGAUCCUCAGUGUAAUAUGCUAUCUGCAUGGUAGCGGAGUUGUUGACCUUGAUUCCUGAGGAAGCCGACCUGCCCUGUUCCUUCCAAACAAUCGCCAAGAAAACAAAAAAACACUAACCGUGUGAGUCAGUUAAUGUCUGGUUUUGCUGGCCUUGUGUGGUCCAGUCUCUUGGUUUCAGAAAACAAAAAUAUACAUUUUCAGUAUUUCCCUUUCUUUCUUAGGAAUCUUUAUUAAUAGUGGAUAUUGAGAAAGCAAAAUGGGGUCUGUGGGUGUUGUAAAGGGGUGGAUCCUUUAGUUGGUCACAGUUCUAAUGGGAACAUGAAAAAGCUAUUGUGUGUGGUGUAGUAUGAUGAAUAGAGCCAGUAUCUGGUGCUUCCAUCACACUGAUGAGCUUUAAGAGUACUGUGAUGGUCACACCAGAAGAAUCCUCUCAUUGUGAAGAUUACAUGAAAGAGUUGUCCCUUCCUCCAAGUCCAACUCUGAAUUUUGCAUGAAAUAUUUAGACAUUUUCAUAUACCCACAUUUACAUAGGGCUAUGAUAGUCAACUCUACUGAUGGCAAUUCAGUUUGAAAACACUAUAUUGGCACAGAAUAUAAAGAUUGCGUUAAGACAGAAUCCUGAGUCCAUCAGUACUUAAGCCAUGCACAAGCAUAAUUGACGACACUAAAUGACCUCUACCCUGCUCUGAGACAAAACAAAACUUCCCAUUUAACUCUGGUAGUAAACAGUGCCAUCUGUUAUUGAGACUGGGGUAGUACAUGAUAACAGUGGGAGAUCAGUUAGUUUUGACUUAUGUCCUCAGCUCCUGUCGUUCGUGGCCUUCAUUCUCGAAGAGGUAGUGACGACCUGCAUGAGCUGCUCUCCGCUCUACUUCUUUGAGUUUGUCAGCUGCACAGCCUUCCUCUUCACAGCUCUCCUCCUCGUCCUCCUCGCUACCAACCUGCACAAGAGAGUGGGCAUCAACUACUGGCCCGCUGUGGUGAGUCCUCAGCGUGUGUGUGUGUGUGUGUGUGUGUGUGUGAAUGUACACAUAAUGUUGAUAAAUGAGGCUCACUGACUUUCCUGGCAUUUUGUAGGUUUAUCAUUCAUAAGACUUUGUGAAAAAUGACAUUUCAUGAAGCCUGCGUGUGUAUGUGAGGGUACUUGUAAUCAUAUUUAAAUGUAUGCUGGUGUAUAACCAUGCUGACCUGUCUCUUGCAGGACUUUGUGUACACGGCUUUGAUGGCUGCAUUCUUCCUCAUCGCCUCCAUUGUAUUUGUCUCAGAUAAUGGUGGAACUGACCUGGAGAAUGCUGCUGUGGUAAACUAACAUCUUUACUCAGACUUUCCUCAUACGUCAGGAUCCUGGUUAGUGUUUUCUCAAUUGAAGACAAAAAAUACCAGCCCAAACAAAGCUGGGUUUAGAUAGAAAGGAGAACCAUUUUGUUUUAAACUGUUUAGAGUGUCAUUUUUGUACUCUUAGUUACAAGAUGUUUUACUAAUGUUAAUGCUUAGUAAUAAUUUAUAACUUUUUUAUUUUCAGGCAUUUGGCUUCCUGGCCACUAUGGCAUUCCUGGUGGAUGCUGGCUGGUUUGUGAAGACCAGGGGUUUUCCUUUUAAAAGGACCAACCAGCAAGCCGCAAGCAACGGUGAGGCCCCCGUGGCAGAGGCCGAGAAACUCAACAGGGAACAGAAUGAAGCAGACUAGGCCCAAGGAUACCUAAACGAGUGUAACACUGGUAUCUCUUUCUCACACACACACACGCAAACAGGCAACACACUAAGACCAUCAGAGGACCACCUUAUAUCUGCUUAAAAGCAGGAAAGAAAUCUCCAGCAUUUUAAAGAUAUGAUUUAAAGGUUUUAUUCUUAGCAGUGGGACCAUUUUUGUUGGAGACUUGGCCUGUGCUGUAUACAUUUCAUUCCCUUGGACUAUGGACCUGCUUGGAAUGGGACCACUCAUUGAUUAAUUAAAAUAGACCAUGGCUCUCCAACCCUGUUCUUGGAGAUCUAUCCUCCUGUAGGUUUUCACUCCAACCCCAGUUGU